Messenger RNA from Meloidogyne enterolobii, 934 nucleotides. The record is from the annotation of a GenBank genome assembly. Lineage: Eukaryota; Metazoa; Nematoda; Chromadorea; Rhabditida; Meloidogynidae.
UUGUGGCAUGGCUCGAGCUCACAAGUGUGAUGUUUGUGGAAAACGUUUUAAAAAACGAGGAGAUUUAAUACAGCACAAUCGAAUCCACACUAAUGACCGGCCUUAUGUUUGCCAAUAUUGCCCAAAACGUUUUAAGCAAAAGAGCCAUGUUGAACAACACGAAAGAAUUCAUACGGGCUCUAAACCUUUUGCAUGUCAAUUUUGUGGCCAUCAAUUUCGUCAAAUAUCUCAACAACUUGUACAUGAGGCAACCUAUCAUGGAGAAAAUCAACGUGAAGUUGAGGCCCCAAUUACUCCUCAAAGUGCUCCUAGGUCACGUGUUCCUCAACAAACUUCUACACAAAGCACACCAAGAACUUCGGUUGUUCAUCCGAAAACUACAAGACGUGCUGUGGCUUCUGCUGUUGUCCAACCUUCAACUAGUAGUAGAAGACACGAUCCACCCAAAAAUUCAAGGCGCCAGCCUCUGACAGAAAAACGUCGUUCCCCAACCCGUUUCAUUCCAAAGCCUCAAGCACCGCAAACUGCUCCAAAGCUUAAUUCCAACAAAAAUUCCAGUCGUAUUCAGAAAUUUGAGUCAUCACCGCCUCCCAGCCGGCGUCAUGAACGACAACGUUCUGUACCUACUCCAAUUGUGCAAAAAAUAGUUGUACGGCGGUUUGAGGUAACUACUCAAUCACCACCUUCCAAACGUCAAAAUCAAUCUCAACAACGUCAACCUCAACAAAUUCCACCAACCCCAAUAAUACAACAAAAAAUUGUUGGUGGUGGUCGGCAACAACGAGAAGAAGAAGAAGUUGUUUGUCAACAAUCUUUAACUCCUCAACAAAAUAAUGGAGAAAUUUUAAAUUUUGUUCAAAAUAUUUCUGAGCAGAAAGACCUCAUUAAAGAAAUGUUGGUUUAUUUUUUAUUAAUUUUUAGAUAUUGGGGUUAA